Messenger RNA from Neomonachus schauinslandi (Hawaiian monk seal), 1318 nucleotides. It is a transcript of the gene TGFB1, whose product is annotated as transforming growth factor beta 1. The transcript has 7 exons. Gene Ontology annotation, molecular function: type II transforming growth factor beta receptor binding; type III transforming growth factor beta receptor binding; cytokine activity. NCBI's taxonomy places the organism in Eukaryota, Metazoa, Chordata, Mammalia, Carnivora, Phocidae. Bases 1 to 1173 code for a protein of 390 amino acids. The record is from RefSeq and is a predicted model, not a curated record. Gene Ontology annotation, cellular component: extracellular region. Gene Ontology annotation, biological process: regulation of cell population proliferation; BMP signaling pathway; SMAD protein signal transduction.
AUGCCGCCCUCCGGGCUGCGGCUGCUGCCGCUGCUGCUGCCGCUGCUGUGGCUACUAGUGCUGACGCCUGGCCGGCCGGCCGCCGGACUGUCCACCUGCAAGACCAUCGACAUGGAACUGGUGAAGCGGAAGCGCAUCGAGGCCAUCCGCGGCCAGAUCCUGUCCAAGCUGCGGCUCGCCAGCCCCCCGAGCCAGGGGGAGGUGCCGCCCGGCCCGCUGCCCGAGGCUGUGCUGGCCCUUUACAACAGCACCCGCGACCGGGUGGCGGGGGAGAGCGCCGAGCCGGAGCCCGAGCCUGAGGCGGACUACUACGCCAAGGAGGUCACCCGCGUGCUAAUGGUGGAAAACAGCAACAAAAUCUAUGAGAAAAUCAAGAAAAGCCCGCACAGCAUAUAUAUGCUCUUCAACACGUCGGAGCUCCGAGAAGCAGUGCCUGAGCCCGUCUUGCUCUCCCGGGCAGAGUUGCGCCUGCUGAGGCUCAAGUUAAAAGUGGAGCAGCACGUGGAGCUGUACCAGAAAUACAGCAACGAUUCCUGGCGCUACCUCAGCAACCGGCUGCUGGCGCCCAGCGACACGCCAGAAUGGCUGUCCUUCGAUGUCACUGGAGUUGUGCGGCAGUGGCUGAGCCACGGAGGGGAAGUAGAGGGCUUUCGCCUCAGUGCCCACUGUUCGUGUGACAGCAAAGAUAACACACUGCAAGUGGACAUCAACGGGCUCCGUUCCAGCCGCCGAGGUGACCUGGCCACCAUUCACGGCAUGAACCGGCCCUUCCUGCUCCUCAUGGCCACCCCACUGGAGAGGGCCCAGCACCUUCACAGCUCCCGGCAGCGCCGGGCCCUGGACACCAACUACUGCUUCAGCUCCACCGAGAAGAACUGCUGCGUGCGGCAGCUCUAUAUCGACUUCCGGAAGGAUCUGGGCUGGAAGUGGAUCCACGAGCCCAAGGGCUACCACGCCAACUUCUGCCUGGGGCCCUGCCCCUACAUUUGGAGCCUGGACACGCAGUACAGCAAGGUCCUGGCCCUGUACAACCAGCACAACCCGGGCGCGUCGGCGGCGCCGUGCUGCGUGCCUCAGGCGCUGGAGCCGCUGCCCAUCGUGUACUACGUGGGCCGCAAGCCCAAGGUGGAGCAGCUGUCCAACAUGAUCGUGCGCUCCUGCAAGUGCAGCUGAGGCCCCGCCCCGCCCGGCAGGCCCCGCCCACCGGCAGGCCCGGCCCCGCCCCCGCCCGCUGCGCCGGGCUGUAUUUUAGGGCACCCCGCCCCCCCCCCCCCCCCCCCCCCCCCCGCCCCUGGGGUCCAUUAAAGGUGGAUAGAGG